Messenger RNA from Catharus ustulatus (Swainson's thrush), 3125 nucleotides. RefSeq names its product chaperonin containing TCP1 subunit 7 (gene CCT7). The coding region runs from base 100 to 1737 and encodes 545 amino acids. NCBI's taxonomy places the organism in Eukaryota, Metazoa, Chordata, Aves, Passeriformes, Turdidae. Gene Ontology annotation, molecular function: ATP binding; ATP hydrolysis activity; ATP-dependent protein folding chaperone. The record is from RefSeq and is a predicted model, not a curated record. Gene Ontology annotation, biological process: protein folding. Gene Ontology annotation, cellular component: chaperonin-containing T-complex. The transcript has 12 exons.
AUUUCCCUCCCUGCCAAAUUGUGCUCCCCGCCCGCCCCCGGGAAGGUUCUGGGCGUGCGCGGUGCAUUGUGGGGGGGCCGGGAGCGAGCAGCCGCCGCGAUGAUGCCCACUCCGGUUAUCCUGCUCAAGGAGGGCACGGACACCUCGCAGGGCAUCCCGCAGCUGGUGAGCAACAUCAACGCGUGCCAGGUGAUCGCCGAGGCCGUGCGCACCACGCUGGGCCCGCGCGGCAUGGACAAGCUCAUCGUGGAUGAUCGGGGCAAAGCCACCAUCUCCAACGACGGGGCCACCAUCCUGAAGCUGCUGGACGUCGUCCAUCCGGCCGCCAAGACCUUGGUGGACAUCGCCAAGUCCCAGGAUGCAGAGGUGGGUGAUGGCACCACGUCUGUGACCCUGCUGGCUGCUGAGUUCCUGAAGCAGGUGAAGCCCUACGUGGAGGAGGGGCUCCAUCCCCAGAUCAUCAUCCGCGCCUUCCGCACGGCCACGCAGCUGGCUGUGAACAAGAUCAAAGACAUCGCUGUCUCUGUGAAGAAGGAGGAUAAAGAUGAGCAGAGGAGUCUCCUGGAAAAGUGUGCAGCCACAGCCCUGAGCUCCAAGCUGAUCUCCCAGAGCAAGGAGUUCUUCUCCAAGAUGGUUGUGGAUGCUGUGAUGAUGUUGGAUGACUUGUUACAGCUCAAGAUGAUUGGGAUAAAGAAGGUGCAAGGAGGAGCUUUGGAAGACUCACAGCUGGUGGCUGGAGUUGCCUUUAAGAAAACCUUCUCCUAUGCUGGGUUUGAGAUGCAGCCCAAGAAGUACCAGUCCCCCAAAAUCGCCCUGCUCAACGUGGAGCUGGAGCUGAAAGCUGAGAAGGACAAUGCUGAGAUCAGAGUGAACACAGUGGAGGAUUACCAGGCCAUCGUGGAUGCAGAGUGGAACAUCCUGUAUGACAAACUGGACAAAAUCCACAAGUCAGGAGCCAAGGUGGUGCUGUCCAAGCUCCCCAUUGGGGACGUGGCCACCCAGUACUUUGCAGACAGGGACAUGUUCUGUGCUGGCCGUGUCCCAGAGGAGGAUCUCAAGAGGACCAUGAUGGCCUGUGGGGGAUCCAUCCAGACCAGUGUCAAUGCCCUGUCAGAUGAUGUGCUGGGCCGCUGUGAGCUCUUUGAGGAGACCCAGAUUGGGGGAGAGAGGUACAACUUGUUCACGGGCUGCCCCAAGGCCAAGACGUGCACCAUCAUCCUGCGCGGGGGCGCCGAGCAGUUCAUGGAGGAGACGGAGCGCUCGCUGCACGACGCCAUCAUGAUCGUCAGGAGAGCCAUCAAGAACGACUCGGUGGUGGCAGGCGGCGGGGCCAUCGAGAUGGAGCUCUCCAAGUACCUGCGGGACUACUCGCGCACCAUCCCGGGCAAGCAGCAGCUGCUGAUCGGCGCCUACGCCAAGGCCCUGGAGAUCAUCCCGCGGCAGCUCUGCGACAACGCCGGCUUCGACGCCACCAACAUCCUCAACAAGCUGCGGGCCAAGCACGCACAGGGCGGGAUGUGGUACGGCGUGGACGUGACCAACGAGGACAUCGCUGACAAUUUCUCGGCGUGCGUGUGGGAGCCGGCCGUGGUGCGGAUCAACGCGCUGACGGCCGCCUCGGAGGCCGCGUGCCUGAUCGUGUCCGUGGACGAGACCAUCCGCAACCCCCGCUCCAGCGUGGAGGGAGCGCCCGGCGCUGCGCGGGGCCGCGGCCGCACCCGGCCCCACAACCACUGAGGGUGUCCUUCGUUAAACACCAUGGUAAUUAGUGACAGUCCUGCCUGGGGUCUGUCAGAGCUGCUCCUGCCCCAGCCCAGCCCAGCCCAGCCCGGCCCCACAGCCACUGAGGGUGUCCUUCGUUAAACCUGCGGUAAUUAGUGACAGUCCUGCCUGGGGUCUGUCACAGGCUGCCUCUGCCCACACCCGGCCCCACAACCACUGAGGGUGUCCUUCGUUAAACCUGCGGUAAUUAGUGACAGUCCUGCCUGGGGUCUGUCAGAGCUGCUCCUGCCCCAGCCCAGCCCAGCCCAGCCCGGCCCCACAGCCACUGAGGGUGUCCUUCGUUAAACACCAUGGUAAUUAGUGACAGUCCUGCCUGGGGUCUGUCACAGGCUGCCUCUGCCCACAGCCCAGCCCAGCCCCACAACCACUGAGGGUGUCCUUCGUUAAACACCAUGGUAAUUAGUGACAGUCCUGACAGAGGCUGCUCCUGCCCCAGCCCAGCCCGGCCCCACAACCACUGAGGGUGUCCUUCGUUAAACCUGCGGUAAUUAGUGACAGUCCUGCCUGGGGUCUGUCAGAGCUGCUCCUGCCCCAGCCCAGCCCAGCCCAGCCCGGCCCCACAACCACUGAGGGCAUCCUUCGUUAAACCUGCGGUAAUUAGUGACAGUCCUGCCUGGGGUCUGUCACAGGCUGCCUCUGCCCACAGCCCAGCCCAGCCCAGCCCGGCCCCACAACCACUGAGGGCAUCCUUCGUUAAACCCCUGGUAAUUAAUGGCAGCCCUGUCUGGGUUUGGUCAGAGGCUGCUCCUGCCCCAGCCCAGCCCUACAGCCACUGAAGGAAUCCCUUCCUUAAACCCCUGGUAAUUAGUGCAGCCCUGGCUGGGUUUGGGCAGAGGCAGCUCCUGUCCACAGCCACUGAGGGCAUCCCUUCAUUAAACCCUUGGUAAUUAAUGACAGUCCCACCUGGGUUUGGGCAGAGGCUGCUCCUGCCCCAGGCCAGCCCCACAACCACUGAAGGAAUCUCUUCGUUAAACCCUUGGUAAUUAGUGUGGCACUGGCUGGAUUUGGGCAGAGGCUGCCCCUGCCCACAGCCACUGAGGGUCAUUCCUUCAUUAAACCCCUGGUAAUUAGUGUGGCACUGGCUGGAUUUGGGCAGAGGCAGCUCCUGUCCACAGCCACUGAGGGCAUCCCUUCGUUAAACACCGCAGUAAUCAGUGCAGCCCCGGCUGGGUUUGGGCAGAGGCAGCUCCUGGCCCUGCCCUGGGCAUUCCCUGGAGCAUUUCCCUGCUGGGGGCAGCAGCCAGCACAGGGAGGGGCUUUGGGCCUAUUUAUACUGGUUGUGUUUUGUUCUGCUGGGCACUCUGAGCCCAGGCUCACAAUAAAACCAGUUUGUCUCUGUGGCA